Guillardia theta CCMP2712 is the source of this 1287-nucleotide messenger RNA. RefSeq lists its product as hypothetical. The transcript has 5 exons. Bases 1 to 1287 code for a protein of 428 amino acids. The record is from RefSeq and is a predicted model, not a curated record. Lineage: Eukaryota; Cryptophyceae; Pyrenomonadales; Geminigeraceae.
AUGACUCUCACCCGUCAAGUGAGCGACACCUGCCUGCAAAUGCACUUCAAGCCCAAAUGCCAGAUCUCGAUCGACGACGAUCUUGUGCAAGAGGAUGACGAACUCAACAUGUUCGAUGACGAUUUGUCCUGGAUGCCAGCAGUGCACAGCAAGUCGGAGAAGAAGAAGGAGGACGAAACUCAGUUCGCUCCUCCUCAGCACUUCCAGAGAAGGCCAAGAUCCAUCCCGCAAGCUGCGCCUCUGCUUGCAGAGGAACAGAGCAACCGAGCAGCUUCUGGACGAAUGUCGCCGAUUAUGAGGCACCGAAUGCGAAAGAUGUUCGCAGAGGAGUUCGGGGCACUGACAAGGUCCACCUCUGACAGCAUGCUGAGUACCAAUAGCGAAAUGUUCCGACGAUCACGGAACCGACAGAUAGGACAGGAGAUUUCCACCUCUGAGGAAGCGAAACCAGCGCCGAGCCUUAACCGGAAGUCUACAUACUCGUGGGAAGACCAGGAUAGCUUUGAAGGUCUAGCGGAAGCAGGUCAGCGGAAGCAUUCAGGAGGAGCUAAGAGAGACGAGGAGAUAGGCAGAGAGCAACAAGAAGUAGACGUGCAGAAAACAACAAGAAGUAGACGGAAGAGAGGAAAGAAUGGAAACAGCAUCUUACCCAUCUUGUUCUGGCUGGCCCCCACAUCUCCCCUUGUCCUGCGUGUGCUGCAGAAGUUUGUAACCCUUGCGGUCGAGAAGCUUCCGAGCAAGGGUAUCCUGACAGGCAUGUCAGAGGAGCAGGAGCAGGAGCAGGAGCAGCAAGAGGAGAAGGAGCAGGAGCAGGAGCAGCAAGAGGAGCAGGAGCAGCAGGAGGGCAUCGAAGUCGAGCAGGGACAUCUCGGCAAAGUUUGCAAGGAUGCGAUGCUCGGCACAUGCGCUGGAUCUGUGUUGUAUGCUGCUGGUUCAUACCCGAUGAGACGAUGGCAUGAGAAGAAGUUUCUCCGAGAAGAGAGGGGAGAGCUCGGGCGGAGUUGCGACGCGAUCGGAGACGAUGCCGGGGACAAGGACGAGGACGAGGACGAGGACGAGGACGAGGACGAGGACGAGGACGAGGACAAGGACGAGGACGAGGACAAGGACGAGGACAAGGACAAGGACAAGGACAAGGACGAGGACAAGGACAAGGACAAGGACAAGGACAAGGACAAGGACGAGGACAAGGACAAGGACAAGGACAAGGACAAGGACAAGGACGAGGAUGGUCGAAGAGCAAGAGAACGAAGAAGUAGUGAUGGUCGUGAAGGAGUAGUGGAAUAG